AAAGAGUUAAUGGGAGAGGGGGAGGGGAGAAGACGCCGGGACCAGACGAGCCAGAGCUGGGGAGGGCAGCUGAGGAUGGACUAGGGAGCCUGCCGGGUCAGAGGUCGGAAGAGAGAGCUGUGGGACUGAAUUAGGGUACCCCUCAGCCCCAGUUCGGCCCGUAUCUGGAGACCCGGUACUUCCUCUAGCGCUGGGGACUUUCAGUUUCAUUUCAUACCGCGCUCCAUCCCGGGCCCCUUCCGGACCGCCAGCUCAGUCCCCGCCGCCACGAUGACCAAAAAGUUCAGCCGCGCCAAGCUCCGAGAGACCGGCCAGAGAUUCAUGAGUUUUCUGGCCGCCCGGGGCCGGGGCCAGGAAACCGACCGCGAGCGGCUGCGAGAUCUUUACAACGAAGACUUCAAGAGCAGUCUCAGGUCCUCCAGCAGUUGUGGGGAGCAUGGGGACCUUGAGGAUCCUGUGCCUACCUUCUCCUCCAUGCUUUAUGGGAUGCGCUUCUAUGGGGAAGCUAAAGUCACCAAGGAUAAGGUCAAGUUUUACAAGAAGAAGAAGAAAGUGAAGCAGGAAGACAAGGUUUUUAGGGAGAUCAAACCUGCAGGAUCCAAGAAGACAAAGUCCCAACUGGCAAAGAUCUUCCAAGAUCGGGCUAAAUAUGUCCGUGGGAAACAUGGUGUGGAUGUGGAGGCUGAAGGAGUCUACAGGAGCCGAGAUGGGCAGCUAGUUGUUCGCCUAGAUUUGAACCAGAACGUGACAUUGAUCCUGAGGCUUCAGAAUAAGGGAAGUUAUCCCGUUAUCCUGCUCCGAAUCAUUCCACUUUGCCGGGUCUCCCAGAUAAUUUUCAAGUCAGAUAUCCAAGAAGAUGUGCCGAUCACACUAGAUCCUGGUGAGUCUCACGAGCUCCACGUCCAUUGUCAGACCAGUUACGUAGGCUACUUCCCUGCAACGGUGCUGUGGGAGCUGCAGGGACCUUUGGGAUCCAGGAUGGAGGAGCCGGGAAUCUUCAGCAUUGCCCGAUUCCUUGCUGUUGUGGCCCGAAGCCCCCUGGCUGACCUGCUGAAGCCCACAGCUCCUUACCAACGCAGCAGACCUACACCACACCCUGCUUUAACCAAUCGGGUGGAAGAUGGGGAGAGACCAGACAGGGGUCAGGGGUAUGACCUGGAGAUGACUUUGAGUCUUCCACAGUACCACUGCCCGAAAAAUCUAAAGCAAGUGAUUCCGCAGCUCCUGAAAUCAGCGAGUUUCAACCAUCAUAAAGAUGUGGCUAAGAUCCAAAGCCAGCUGAAGACUGAACUAAGUUGGAGGAAUUAUGAGGAGAAACUUCGGCUGCUUCUACACCUGGAAGAGCUACAGAUGGAGCAAGACAUCCGCCACUAUGACCUGGAGUCUGUCCCCAUGAUUUUGGACCCAAAGGAACGAAACCCCCAGCUCCUCAUCUUAGAGGUUCCUGGAGUAGCUGAGAACCGUCCUUCUGUCCUUCGAGGGGACCACUUAUAUGCUAUCCCGACCUCAGACCAGGGCCAGGACGCGAUCACCUAUAAGGGCUUUGUGCAUCGGGUUGAGUUGGAUCGGGUCAAGCUGAGCUUCUCUCCAGGACUCCUGAACCGGUUUGUGAAUGGGAUGACCUUCAAGGUGACCUUCACCUUCAACCGGCAACCCCUACGAGUUCAGCACCGGGCCCUGAAAUUGGCAAGGCCCCAUCGGCUGGAGCCACUGCUGUUUCCUUCCUCCCCCCGUGGGAUCCCUCUCCUGCCUUCCAAAUUGCAGCUUUCGCUAUAUGACCGCAAUCUAGAGUCCAACCCCGAGCAGCUGCAAGCAGUGAGACACAUAGUUCUGGGCACUUCUCGUCCCGCUCCCUACAUCAUCUUUGGGCCUCCAGGGACUGGAAAGACUGUCACCCUGGUGGAGGCUAUUAAGCAGGUGGUGAAGCACCUGCCAAAUGCCCACAUCCUGGCCUGUGCCCCGUCCAACUCGGCGGCUGACCUGCUAUGCAAGAACCUCCGGCUUCAUUUACCCAGUUCCAUCUACCGCCUCCUGGCUCCCAGUAGGGAUAUCCACUUUGUACCUGAGGAAAUCAAGUCCUGCUGUAACUGGGACCCACAGAAAGGGAUUUACAUUUACCCUGCCAAGAAGAAGCUGCAGGAAUACCGUGUUCUUAUCACCACCCUCUUCACUGCUGCCAGGCUGGUCUCGGCUGAGUUCCCACCCAGUCAUUUCACACAUGUCUUCAUUGAUGAGGCCGGCCAUGCUGUGGAACCUGAGUGCCUUGUGGCUGUAGCAGGAUUGUUGGCCAUUCAGGAUUCAGAUAAUAUAGACGGACAACUCGUCCUGGCUGGAGAUCCUCAGCAGUUGGGGCCUGUGCUGCGUUCUUCCCUUGCCCAGAAACAUGGGCUGGGUGUUUCUCUGCUGGAGCGGCUUCUGAAACACAACCCGCUGUACCAGAAGGCCCCCAACGGGUAUAACCCCCAGCUCAUCACCAAGCUGUUGCGCAACUACAGGUCUCACCCUGACAUCCUGUUCAUCCCGAACAAACGGUACUAUGAUGGUGAACUAGAGGCCUAUGCUGACCGAAAGUACAUAGAGCGAUAUUGUUGCUGGGAGGGACUGCCUCACCAGGGCUUCCCGAUCAUCUUUCAUGGUGUGAUGGGCAAGGAUGACCGUGAAGGAAACAGCCCAUCUUUCUUCAAUGCAGAGGAGGCAGCCACAAUUGUUCUCUACCUGAAGAAACUUCUGACCCCAUCGUCUAAGAAAGGCCAAGGCCGGCUGAGCCCCCAGCACGUGGGAGUUAUCUCCCCAUACAGGAAACAGGUGGAAAAAAUCUACCAGUGUAUCACCAAGCUGGAUAAGGAACUUCGGGGGCUCAACAAUAUCAAGGAUUUGAAGGUGGGCUCCGUGGAGGAGUUCCAAGGCCAAGAGCGGAGUGUUCUUCUUGUGUCCACUGUCCGUAGCAGCCAGAGUUUUGUCCAGAUGGAUUCUGACUUCAAUCUGGGCUUUCUCCGAAAUCCCAAGAGAUUCAAUGUGGCAGUGACGCGGGCUAAGGCCCUGCUUAUCAUCGUGGGGAACCCUCUGCUCCUACGCCAGGAUCCUGAAUGGCACAUGUUUCUGAAUUUCUGUAAAAAAAAUGGUGGCUACACCGGGUGCCCCUUCCCCAACCUGGAACUAGAGGAGACCCUGGAGCAACAGCUGAGCACCCUGAGCCUUGGCCCCUCUACCUCAGAAAUUCACCCUCAUGACUGUGUCCCCCUGGCAAGUGGCCUUCAGCAGCAAGUGGAACCACCCUGGAGAAAUGAGCUUUAAGGAGACCGUUCCUUCCCUCUCAGCCCUGGCCCAGCCCCAGCCAUCAGCCAAGCUUCAUGCCUGUAUUGUUCCAAACACUGAAGAAAAGAAUCCCACUGGGCAGGAAAGGGGGAGGGGAGAAUAAGGGGGGACAGAAGGGAGAAAUUGACAAACCAAGCCAUUCCCCCUUCUCCCAGCUAGAGAUGACACAUCAGGCUUCUGGGGGUUUUUUUUUGGGGGGGGGGUGGAGGGAAGGAAGAAGACUCUGGAAACAAUAAAAUUUGUUCUAAGCCAUG
This is a messenger RNA of Trichosurus vulpecula (common brushtail), 3569 nucleotides long. RefSeq names its product Mov10 RISC complex RNA helicase (gene MOV10). Gene Ontology annotation, molecular function: RNA binding; 5'-3' RNA helicase activity. The record is from RefSeq and is a predicted model, not a curated record. Bases 271 to 3294 code for a protein of 1007 amino acids. The transcript has 22 exons. Lineage: Eukaryota; Metazoa; Chordata; Mammalia; Diprotodontia; Phalangeridae.